Vicugna pacos (alpaca) is the source of this 389-nucleotide messenger RNA. The record is from RefSeq and is a predicted model, not a curated record. Lineage: Eukaryota; Metazoa; Chordata; Mammalia; Artiodactyla; Camelidae.
AUGUUAGGCCCCAGAAAGGCCGUGGGUUUGAAAUCAGUGCUUCUCUAUGUUCUAGGUCAGCUCAAUCUUAAUGAACAAGAACCCCCUUAUCUGCCUCAGUUAAACAAAUACCUUCGCUGCUAUCGAUGCCUCUUGGAGACCAAGGAGUUGGGGUGCCUUCUGGGAUCUGAUAUCUGCCUUGCCCCGCACGGCAGCAGCUGCAUGACUCUGUUCAUAAAGAACAACAGUGGUUCUGACAUCAUGGUGAGUGACUGCCGCCCUAAGGAGCAGAUGAGUGAUUGCUCGUACACCCGCACUUCUCCGGUGCUUGGCUUCUGGAUAUUUUCUCGAUGCUGCUUCCGGAAUUUCUGCAAUAACCCUCAGAACAGAGAGCUCUAUAUUUCUUAGAA